CCCAGACUACUUCAGGUCGUGGCUCAGUCCAUGAUCUGGAUCUCACUUAAAUCAGAUUACAUUCAGCGGCUGAACUCAGGGAGGACGUCCGUAAAAUUGUGGAACCAUUAAACGUCUGAAAAGCCAGAUCUCACAACUACACACAGGUUCUCUCAGUACAGGGCAGCACGGCAAUAACCUAGACAUUAAGUUAAAUCAAGCUGACUGGAGAGAGAAAAAGAGGCGAAACCAGAAUGAAAACAAAAAUUAAAAAUGAAAAAUAAAAUGAAACUCAUCUUUGUGACGAGCGUUGGUGCUUCCACUGAGUUGACAGUAACUAAAGCCAUUAAACAAUUAAAGGUAGGAUUGUCCUACAUAUAAACACAAGCCUUGAUGGAGGCACAGAGUCUGUAAAUACAGACAAACGGGGGGAGUCGUCCACUCAGACACAGACUACGCCGAUCGCCUCCUUCCAACAGCCUUCAUUAAAUUUUUGAUCACAGACAUAUAAAAAAUAAAUCCAAUUAUUGAAACUGGGGUGUUGGAUGAAUGGAUGGCUCAUUGAACACUCCCUCUAUCUAUCUAGUAUUUGCUAAUGUUUUCCUGGUUUGUUUAAAUCAAAGCGCCCCCUCUGCGUAGACCACCUGGACUAUCUUUAGCCCCUGCUGGCCAGUGAAUGGAAGUGCCUGACUUAUCUUCACUGCUGUCAUCGAGGCAGCCAGUAUUUUUAGGGGACAGCAGCAGCUGCAAAAGCAUUUAAUGGUAUUCCACGAACAAUGACACUUGGGUUGCCUGAGGCUGGAACGACGAGAGCAGGGAACCACUACGGCUGUUAAACUGGACACGGCUUCUCUGUUCCUCCUACCAAGAUGUGGAACUUUUGGCAUUUUGAACGAUUCAACAGAGCACGUGUGUGAAUCUGAAGUCAGAGCCUUCAGGAGAUGGUGCCAGGGUGUCUUUGCUUUAAAUGAGCCUGCAAGUGCGGAAUGUAUGCUGACGGUGGUUGGUGGCGACUGAAGCGAGAAUUUGGCAGCACAGACAUUGGAUUGUCUCCCAGUGAGUAAGUGCCACUUGUAGCUCUCCUGGGCUGCUUGCAGUGAAGAGGGACUGCUGGAAGAGCACACAUGGAUGUGUUUGGUGGUGCACCACGUUUCUUGGCCUAUCCAAGACCUGUGGUGGUGCAAAGUGGGACUGAUGCAGUCCUGAAAUGUCAGAUCGGGGGUGACCCACGACCUGCAGUUAUCUGGGAGCAGAACAAUGAAAAAAUUGACCCCCAAGGACGAUACAGGGUAUUUGAGGAUGGAAAUGUUUACAAUCUCAUCAUCUCAGCUGUGACCACCGAAGACAGUGGCCAGUAUAUAUGCAAAGCAAAGAACAGCAUUGGGGAAACAUAUGCAGCAGCCUCAUUGAAGGUGGAAGGAGAAGCACAAGAGAUGGAACUACGAGAAGAAAACAAGCCCCGAUUCCUCAUUAAGCCUCUGUCCACUCGCGCGGGUCGUGGGGAAGACGCUGUUUUUUCCUGUAAACUUUGGGGAAACCCACGACCCGAGGUCGUCUGGGAAAAAGAUGGCAGGAAACUCAAUGAAAUAUUUGAAAGCACACAUUUUAGUGUGGGCUACCAGGAUGGCGGAUGGUUCCAACUCAAAAUCUUUAAAACCCGUGCCCCCGAUGGCGGUGUAUAUACCUGCAAAGCCAGAAAUGAGUUUGGGGAAGCGCUGGCAGGAGCCGUGCUGCUCGUUGAUGCAGGCCCAGGACAUGAGGAAGAGGGAAAUCGGAAUGGCUAUACCAACGGCCAAUGGAAAGCCCAUCAAGGCAAACAGAGGAGCAGUAGGCCAGUGCUUAACCGGCUUAAAGACGACACCAUCACCAAGUCAACCAAAGUCAAAAUGUUUGCAGUGACUGAAGGCAAACAUGCAAAAUUCCGCUGCUUUGUGACUGGAAAACCCAAACCUGAAAUAAUCUGGAGGAAAGACGGGAGGCUCAUACUGUCGGGGAGGCGCUACCUAUUGUAUGAGGACAGAGAAGGAUACUUCACACUUAAAGUUCUGUACUGUAAGCAGAAGGAUAAUGGAGUUUACGUUUGUGCCGCAUCAAACACUGCAGGACAAACUCUCAGUGCCGUACACCUCUCUGUGAAAGAGCCACCCGUGCGCUUCAAACAGCCCCUCAUUGAUUUAGAAGUAUGGGAGCAAGAUUUGGCUGUUCUCGAGUGCGAAGUUCCAGAGGACUCUGUUCCCAUCACAUGGUAUCUGGAGGACAGACGACUUCAGCCUGGGGCCAAGUAUGGAAUGGAGGAGUGGGGAACAAAACGGAGACUAACCAUUCGUGACAUUGGUGUCGAUGAUGAUGGGAUCUACCUCUGUGAGAUGCCAGACGGGGGAAGAAGCAUUGCAGAGGUAGCUGUGAGAGGUACAAUUUUGCGAAAGCUCCCAAGAAAAGUGGACGUCUUGGAAGGUGAAAAUGCUGCCUUCUGUGUUGAAGUGGACAAAGAAGAGAUGGACAUCCACUGGUACAAAGAUGGCACUGAGCUACGUGAAACCCAUCAAACCAUCCUAAAGUCCUUCGGUCGAACUCACAUCUUGGUUUUUGUUAAUACGAUGCCCCAAGACUCUGGCCUGGUGACUUUCCUUGUUGGCAGAUCCAAGACUUCGUCUCAGCUAAGAGUAAAAGCGGCCAGACAUUGCCCUCCCAGUUGUCCAGUGGGGGUGCAGAUCAACACAGAGCGGGCUAAUGCUGCUCUUCUGUCAUGGAUUCCUGCCCAGGACUCACGAAGGAACCCUCCGUCUGGAUAUGUGCUUGAGCGCCAGGAAGUGGGCACCGGCUCCCAGGAGUGGCUUCAGUGUCUGACCACUGACUCUGCGACCUCGGUGGAAAUCCUAGGUGACAGCGUACCAUGUGAAGCUGAUUAUCGAUUUCGCAUUUGCAGCGUAAACAAAUAUGGAAAGAGUAACAAUGUUGAGUUCCCCAGAGCUGUUCACUUGGUUCCAGUGGCCAGAAUACAGGCUCCCCUACAGGACGCCUUGGUGCCAGAGGGGCAGGACGCCCUCUUUUCCAUUGAGCUCUCUGCCUCAGUUAUUGGCACAUGGUUCCUAAAUGGUACCCAGCUCCAAGAGGAUGAAAAGUUUUCCAUGCGUCGGACACGAACACACCAAUCGCUUCGCAUACGAAGCGUUCGUGACACAGACAAUGGAGCUGAGAUCACAUUUAUUGCAUAUGGCAUCCGGGAUUCUGCAGCACUGUACAUUCAAGCUCCUCUUGUCAAGUUUUCCCCCCUGUCGGAAAUGGAUCGGAACAAAUUUGUGGAAGUUGGGAAUCCUAUCGUUCUCUACUGUGAGCUCUCAGACCCCACAGCUCCAGUUCACUGGUACAAGAAUGGAAUGGAAUUACAGACAAUGGAGGGUCUUCACAUCCAAUCAGAGGGCACCAUGAGAAGAAUUGUCAUCCAAUCAGCAGAGUUCUCACAUUCAGGAGUGUAUUGCUGUGAUGCCAUUGACGAUGUGAUCAGAUUCAAUGUGGAAGUGGAGGCCCCACCUGUGAGGUUUUCCACUAUUCCAGAGGCUGAGAGGAACGUAACCAUCCAUAAAGGCAGCUCCAUUGUUUUACAGUGUGAGCUCUCAGAUCCCUCUGCCCAGGUGCACUGGUACAAAGAUGGGUCAAAGCUCCAUCCUCAGACUGGAGCAGAUAUUCUAAGCGAUGGCUUGGUGAGAACGCUGAUUGUCCAUUCAGCUGAGUUUGCCCACUCUGGGUUAUACUGCUGCAAGACAAAGGGUGACAGCAUCACAUUCAGUGUGGAGACCACAGCUCCGCCUGUGACGUUCUCAGCCAUUCCAGAAGGAAUGAGGACCAGGCUGAUUGAAGCAGGCCGUCCUCUAAUACUCCAGUGUGAGGUAUCGGACCCAGAGGCCCACGUUUGCUGGUACAAAGACCAAACGCGGCUUGUUUCAGACUCUGAGUUAGAAAUCCACUCGGAUGGCAGCAUGAGGACGGUAGUUGUUCAGUGUGCAGAGCCAGGCCACUCUGGUGUGUACAGUUGUGCUACACAGGAUGAUACUGUGGAGUUUCAAGUGCAAAUCAAAGCUAUACCAGUGACGUACUCUGCUGUCUUUGACGUUGAGAGAAGCAAGUCGCUCAAAGCGGCCAAAGCUUUGGAGCUGGAAAGCGAAGCUGCUGCACCAGUCCGCUGCUAUGAAGGCGCACAGGAUGCCUUUGACGUGCAGGACUCUGGCAUGUUGCCCUCUGCUGAGCUCUUGCACUCAGGGCUGUACAGCUGUGAAACCUCUGAUGACACAGUCCACUUUAAUGUGGAUAUUAAAGCCCCAACGUUGCCCUUGUCAGCUUCGCCAGACAUUGUGGAGACACAGUCGCUUGAAGCACCCUGCCUUCUUGAGCCAGCAUGUGAAACCUUAGAUCCUGUGGUCCAGGUGUCAUGGCAGAGGGACAAGGAGCACAAUUCUCAUAGAGAAGCUGAGUUUGAAAUGGGAGGCAUUGAGAAGAACCUUGUAAUCGAACCCACUCAUCGCUCAAACUCUGGAGCUUACUACUGUGCAACAGCAGAUGAUGUUGCACAGUUGAUAGUAAAACAUCAAGCAAUAGCACCAACAAAUCUGCUCGGUCCUGUGGAGAAGAGCGAGGCUGCUGAGGCACACUGCCCGAUUGUUCAGCAGUUUGAGAUUUCAGAUCCUAUUGCCAAAGCCUGCUGGUAUAAAGAUGGAACCCAGAUCUACCCAAAAAGGCAACCUGACUGUGAAUCACGGAGCAGCUGCCAAGCACUGCCCCUCCAGCCAAACGACAUCUGGGCUGCUGAUGAGCAGUUUAGCUGUGAAUCCCCCAGUGGUGCACAGUUAGAUGUGAACAUGAAAGCAGAGCAGCAUCACUAUCGUGAUGACAGUGGUGAGAUUGAUGAGGUAGCAGAUGCAUCUGCCCAAUACUCUGUGGAAAUCAAAGCUGCAACGCCUCGGCUCUCUUCUGGCCACGACAAGAACGAGUCAACUGUUGAAGCUUUCUGCACUUCCUCAAAGUGCAAUUCUGGCAUCGUCAUGGGCCAGAGAGAUACUCCGACAUAUGAAGACCAUUCCAAGCAAACGCCACCUUCUCAGUCAACGUUUAAUAAUAUAAAUCCCUGGAUGACCACCGUGAAGCCAAGGGAUCCCUCCAACAAUCAACAUCCAACUGGACAAUAUCCCAUAAACUGUAGCUCUGCUACAGUCAAGUCAGAACACAAGCUGUCUGACACACAGUGCUUCAUCAAAUGCCCCACACAAUCAGCAGGUGAGGACAUUGUUUGCUGUGGGCAGCCUGCAGAAGCUCUGACUGAGGAGCUUGGUGCUUCCCAGCACACAGCGAUCCAGACACAUGGCCUUGGUAACGUUCUGCAAACAGCCAUGUUCAGGCCUCGAAGGCUCCAGCCAGAGGAGUCAGCACAGCUCGCAACCACCUGGUCUGUGUCAGAUACACCUUUGGAGACGUUAAGUGGCCAGUCAGGGAAACCUAUGAAUCACUUACACGUUUCAGCAGUCCAACCAGACCAGACCUGCAACAAAGUCAAAACUGAAACUCUCCAAUCAGAGAAGUCCAAUCCAGUGUCAUUUACGGCCUUAGCUACUACAACCAUCCACUCAGAAAUGCUCUUAAAUUCCUUACAUGAGUCAACGAAGGCCUUUCAACCCUUACAAACCACCUACAUCCAGCCAGAGGAGCUCUGCAGCGCCCUACACAUGAUGGAUGUCCUUUCUCUUAACUGCUUACAACCUAAAACUGUCAAUUUAGACUACCCAUGUAACACCUCAUGGACAAAAACCAAGCAGUCAGAGCAGCUAAACCCACGCACUGAGUCAGAGAAGCUCUUUGAUUUGGCAGGUAUUGUGUGUCCUCAACCAAUGGACUCACAUGAAGCUAAAGAACCAGAACCUGUCCAACUGGGGCAGAGUUGCAACUUUCUACAGCCUGCAUGUAGCAGAGUGGGCGACCUCUGUCCUACAGAUCAGGCAGCAGCACCCGACCUUUCAGACAUGCUGCGUCAAUCGAUGCAGGCCAUUACAGUGCAAACAGGGAGUCAAUGCGCCGUGGAGACAACAGAAGAACAAGCAGAGACCACACUUCUACCACCCAGCAAGUUUACUGUGCCUCACUACAUCCAGCAGGAAGCUCCAUCAGAAGAAAUCUAUUUGUCCAGGACGUGUGAUAGCCACUGGAGUGACAGUGUUACUGCAGAUAAGGUGGCUGUCGAAGCUCCACCUGUGACUAUUGCAAAGCUUUGUGAGGCUGAGAAGAACAAAUCUGUUGAAGUUGGUGAAACCAUAGCGCUGCAAUGCGAGAUAUCUGAUCCUAACGCCCAGGUUACUUGGUGCAAGGAUGGAGUGAAACUACUUGAAGCAGCGGGUCAACAAGUGCUGGCAGAGGGAUCCGUGAGGUCGCUGUCUAUCCAGCCAGCGCUGCUGUCUCAUGCAGGGACUUACAACUGCACAACAACAGAUGACACAGUGCAGUUCCGUGUGGAAGUUAAAGCUCCUCUCCAGAUGUUUGCAUCUAUAGCCGAUGCCGACCAGAGAAAGACAGUCAUGGCGGGCUGCCCCAUAUCGUUACAAUGCGAGCUGUCAAACCCCACUGGACAAGUCAGUUGGUACAAAGAUGGAACAGAGCUCCUACCACAAAGCGGCGUACACAUCCAGUCAGAGGGGAAUUUUACCAGUCUAGUCGUCCCCUCAGCACAGCAGGCUCACGCCGGCAUGUACCGCUGUGAGUCAGAGGAUGACGACAUCCAGUUCGAUGUGGGAGCCAAAGCACAACAUGUGAAGCUCUCAGAGCUUGAAGAGAGUGACAGGAAGCAGACUGUCCAAGAAGGCGCUUCGAUUGUUCUCAGCUGCAAACUCUCUCAUGAUCCCUCCACUCAUGUCAGCUGGUACAAGGACGGAAUGAAACUCCUGCCUCAGAAUAACGUGGACAUACAGUCCGAGGGCUUGACAAGGACGCUGCGCAUCCAGUCAGCUGAAAGCAAACACAGUGGCACCUAUGAAUGCUCAACAUCAGCUGACACCCUCACGUUUUCCGUGGAAGUAAAAGGCCGCGCGCCAAAGAUCAGACCAGUCCCACUGGCAGAAAAAUACAGGCUGAUCACAGUUGGCUGCCCAAUGAUUCUCCAGUGUGAGGUGUCAGACCCUCUGGCCCAGGUUUCCUGGUUUAAAGAUGAGGUGGAGCUUUUUUGUAAAACAGGUCUUGAUAUGAAAAGAGAUGGCGGCAUCAGAAAAUUAAUGAUUAAUUCAGCCAAAGCCUCUGACUCUGGUAUCUACUGCUGUAGCCUCGCUGGCGAUGCAGUGACGUUUCAUGUGGACGUUGAAGCAACCCCUGUGAGGUUCUCAGCACUUCCAGAGGUCGCAAGAAACAAAUUUGUGGAGGCAGGCUGCCCAAUCACGCUGCAGUGUGAAGUGUCAGAGCCAACCGCCCAGGUGUACUGGCACAAGGACAGACAACAGUUGCCUCCACACAGUGAAUACGAAGUGCAUAAAAAAGAGAAGCUGAGAGCCCUGGUAAUCCAGUCAGCAGAGGUCAGACAUACUGGGCUGUACAGCUGUGAGGCCGCAGACGACCACAUAGAAUUCAAGGUGGAUGUUGCAGCUGUUCCAGAAGCUGAGGGGAACAAGUCUGUUGAAGCAGGCAGCCUGGUCUCACUGCAGGGUGACACCUCAGACACAGCACGCCAGGCCACAUGCUGUGAGGACGAAAUAGAGCUCUGGCCGUAUUCAGGGAUGAACGUGGAGUCAAAGGCUAUCAAGGGGACACUGCUUACGAAAACGGCCACGUCGUUUUGCUCUGAGUCGAACGGUGGUAAAACUAAUGACGACUCAGAUUUCCAGGAUGUCUGUGUGGAAGUGAAAGCACCUCCCGUCAGCUUUGCUGAUGUCCCAGAGGACAACCUGUACAAGAGUGUGGCGGAAAACGAGCAGCUUGUUCUGUCAUGCGAGGUGUCACGGGCCGACGGUUCUGUCCAGUGGUACAAAGACGGAUCUGAAAUCCAAGCAGGCAAGAACGUGACAAUAGAAGCAGAGGGCACCAGACGGAGCCUCACUGUACAUUUUGCCCGGCUAUCUGAUGCCGGCACCUACACCUGCCGAACAGGAGACAAUGUUUUAAUCUUCAAGGUUAAUGUACGAGAACCUCCGGUGAUGAUCAUCUAUCCAAAGGAGGACGUCCACCUUGACCGUCACGUGCCUGAGGAGAUUAUUCUGAGUUGUGAAUUGUCUCGUCCCUCUGGCGUCAUCAGCUGGUACAAAGAUGGACAAAAGCUUCAGGAGAGUGAGAACAUCAAGCUGAAGAUUGAAGGCCCUUAUCGAAGACUGAAGAUUCUUUCCAGUGGGGUGGAAGAUUCUGGAGAAUAUGUCUGCGAUACAGCCGAUGAUUCAAUCUUCUUUCAUCUUAGCGUUACAGAACCUCCGGUACGAAUUGUGUCGCCGAGUCAGUCCCAAAUGGAACUGUGCCAGCAGACAUCUGAGAGGAUGGUUCUGAGCUGCGAGAUCUCACGGCCCAAUGCAACUGUGCGCUGGUAUCGAGAUGGACUUGAAGUAGAGGAGAAUGACAACCUCCUCCUAGAGGUGGAUGGCGUCUACAGGAGACUUAUCAUCCCUGAAACGACCGUCAAAGACUCAGCAGAAUACGUGUGUGACACGGCUGAUGACUCCAUGACGUUCUUUGUGAACAUAGCAGAGCCUCCAGUUCGCUUUGUACGGCCAAGGAAGAGUGCAAGCAGACUAGAGAAGGUGGUUGGUGAGUCUCUGGUUCUAGACUGUGAGGUUUCCAGAGCCAACGCUGAGGUCACCUGGAAGAAGAACAAGGAGGAGGUAGAAAACUCUAGAAAUGUCACCAUCCUGGAGGAUGGAGUCGUGCGCCAACUGACCAUUCACUCUGUGAUGGUGGAGGAUGCUGGCCAGUACGUGUGUGAUGCCAAGGACGAUGUGAUGGACUUCCAUGUGAUGGUGCAGGAGCUGCCUGUGAAGAUUCUUGGAAAAACUGAAGCAAAAACAGAAAAGCAGUUCUUUGUGUCAGAUGACAUCAUCCUUGUGUGCGAACUUUCACGAUCCAACGCCUCAGUAAGCUGGUUCAAAGACAGUCAGCUUAUCGCCAACAGUGAGCGAUACUGCAGCGAGGAGCAGGGCGUCUUCCGAUCGCUGGUGGUCCUAAACGCUGGGCUGGAGGAUUCUGGAGAGUACACCUGUGAUGCAGCUGAUGAUAAAAUAGUCUUCUACAUCACUGUCAGAGAGCCACCAGUGCAGAUCGUUGGAAACUCCGGCCACCCAGAGCAUCACAUCCUGGUGGCAGGAGACGACCUCAUCCUGGAGUGUGAAGUGUCUCGACCAAAUGCCGCCGUCCAGUGGUUACGCAAUGGCCAAGUACUGGAAGCAGACACUCGUAUUCGAAUCCACAGCUGUGACGUCACAAGGAAGCUUGUGCUUUCUGGCCUUCAGCCGUCAGACUCUGGGAAAUACAUAUGUGAUGCCAUUGAUGACAAGCUGGUAACGAUCGUUGAGGUGCAAGAUCUACCAGCAAAGUUUGUGAAUAAAACGGCUUCAAACAGCAUCUCGGCCUGUGAAAACGAGAGUGUGACGCUCUGUGCGGUGGUGAGCCAUGACAGAGCGCCUGUGCGGUGGCUGAAGGAUGGCCGGCUGCUCGACCAGGACAACAUUCAUAUCUCCAGCGAGGAUAAGACCCACAAGCUCACCAUUAAUCCCCUGCAGCUGUCAGAUUCUGGGGAGUAUGUGUGUGAUGUAAAGACAGAUGAAAUGUAUUUCAGUCUUUUAGUUAAAGAAAUGAAGGCGACAUUCGUCAGACGUUUGGAGAACACCGUGGCCCUGGAGGGCAGGAGCCUGACGCUUCGCUGUGAACUCAGCAAACCCAAAGGAGAUGUCCAGUGGCUUAAAGACGGCAACGAGGUUCGUCCAAGUCGUCGGCAUACAAUACGAGCACAGGGGCGUGAGCGGAGCUUCACCAUCCACCAGACAGCGAAAGAAGACGCCGGAGAAUAUGCCUGCGAGUCCACUCAUGACAGGACGUCAGCGAGCGUUGUCGUAGAACCUCCUCGUGUGGUCGAGUUCAUAGCAGAGCUUCGCAGCAUAACGGUCCGUGAAGGAGAAGACGCCGUGUUCAAGUGUGUGGUGUCGCCAGAGGACACUCGCCUGGUGUGGCGCCUGAACGGACAGCAAGCGGCAAGGAACGAGCGCGCCGUCAUCUCCAGCAACGGGCUGUGUCACAUGCUGUGCAUCCACCGCUGCCUGGUCUCAGACAGCGGUAGAGUGACGGCUGACGCCGAAGGGGUGGUGUCCAAGGCAGAGCUCCAGGUUCAAGAGCAACAGGUGCUGUUCACCAAGGGCCUGACGGCCGUGACAGCCGAGGAACACGGCGAUGCGCUGCUGGAGGUGGAGGUGAGCGUGGACUCGGGGGAGGUGCAGUGGAUGAGGCAGGGGGUGCUCAUCCACCCCGACGCCAGACACAGCCUGAAGCACUCGGGUCGCACCCACAGCCUGGCCAUCCACCAGCUGGCCGUGUCCGACCGCGGCGCCUACAGCUGCGAAACCCUCCACGACCGCACGCAGGCGCAGCUCAGCGUGGAACCUCGUAAAGUCUCGCUCAAGAGGGGCCUAAAGGACAUCAGGACUACGGAGAGGGAGACGGCCUCCUUCGAGGUAGAGCUCUCUCACUCCAAUGUCCCAGGCACUUGGAUAAGAAACGGGAUCCGGAUCAAACCCACCAGCCACUUCCGCGUGAGCGCUCAAGGUCCAGUGCACAGCCUCAGCAUGUCCAACCUGUCAGUGGAGGACACCGGCACCUUUACCUUCUGCGCUGACAAUAUAUGCCCUCGGCCUCCAUCACAGCUCAGCAACCACUCACUCUGCUGGGCCGUCUGACUGGACCUGGACCAGAAUACUGACGGCUCUGCUCCUGUGGCCUUUACCCGGCUCGCAUUACAAACAGAAUAUCCCAGCGUGACCCAUUGAGAAGCAUCCCCUUGAGCCUUAGGAUGACAGUUGCAUUAAAAAGCCAUUACAGUAAAUUAGUCCACAUAAUUUAACCCUGUAAGUGGACUAUUUAUAGGUUGUUCAGAAACAAUAACAACAAAAAUUUCAAAUAUCAAUUUUGGUAAAUUUGGUGCCCUUGGGGUUCAAUUGGGUGACUAUAUGACUAUAGACAUGUUUAAAAUCAAAUUAAACAGUAGUGUCAGGGCUACAACACUAUAUGAGACGAAGAUAUGAUGCAAUAAACUGUUAGCAUGUAGUUAGCAUUAUAGCCAGCCCUGGGCUAGUUUGCGACCCAUUUAUGGGUCUGGCACUGUGAUACUUUAUGCAACACACAUAAACAAGGGCUCAAAUAAAAGCUCUAAUCUAAAGGAAUCUGUCACAUGUGGUGAGUUAUGAGCCAAAGAAUGACAUAUGCUAAGCUAAUUGCUAGCUAAAUAAACAAUGUACACAUUCAAAUAUAAUCACACUAAGUCCAUAUUACUGGUGAACGGAUCCCAUUGUCUGUUAUUUCUACCUUCUGGGAGGUUACUCACUCACUCUGUUACUCUCUAGCCCUCCCACAGACCUUGUCUGAAGUGAUUUAUGGAGGGGGCAUUUUUUAUGGCACCAGGGCCAUAAAAAAAAAAAAUCAGCCAUUCUUACUGGCUAACAGUCCUAUCCUAUCACUCUUGUGUUGGUGUUUUAGGCCAAUUCUAUAGCUUAUAACAAGUAAAAAGACACUUCACAGGCCACAGUCUGUUGUUGCUUGGUGGAGAUAAGGCUGCGCAGACAUCUGCCCCCCCUAGUGGCCUGUACAGCGACAGAUUUGGAAAGUGGACACAAAUGAACACCUUCACGUAUAUUUAGAUUGGUAUAGGUAAGUAGUAUUUGGACAUAUUGAUCACUUUUAUUGCUGUUUUAGGUGGGUAGUAGUGGAAAAACAUAUAGAAUAUCCACACUAGGAAACUCCUAAGCUCAUUUGACUGUUGGCAUUAAAAUUAUUGGUCCUGCUUCACUGCAUUGAAACCAACUUUUUGCUGAGUUGAUGUUCACCGAUUGGGCUAUGAUUUCAUGGGGGUUAGAAGUUUCAUUAGCCUCUGCUUUACUGAGAUAUUCAUCCUAAAAGUGCAUUUCUCUUCAGAUAUAACUGAAGCAUUUUACCUCUAUUAUUCAUAAAUAUUGCAUCAGUAACAGUAACACUAAUUUUACACCUCAUAUCACAUCUCACAAGUGUCCCCUACAUUAUGACACCACUUUCACGUUAAAUAGACCUUGUUGUUGUAGAGAUCAAUGAAUUUGAAUGUAGCUACUGUAUGCCGAUUUUCAGAAAACCCACAGAAAACAACCUUGGGGCUGAAGAAGUUACAGGUGUUGGUGAUUAGCUUGUAACAGCAUAACCAGGUU
Betta splendens (Siamese fighting fish) is the source of this 12365-nucleotide messenger RNA. RefSeq names its product obscurin like cytoskeletal adaptor 1b (gene obsl1b). The record is from RefSeq and is a predicted model, not a curated record. Gene Ontology annotation, molecular function: protein binding. The coding region runs from base 1104 to 10871 and encodes 3255 amino acids. The transcript has 32 exons. NCBI's taxonomy places the organism in Eukaryota, Metazoa, Chordata, Actinopteri, Anabantiformes, Osphronemidae.